AUGUCCUUAUCCGAUACGACUUCCGGCGAGUUACUCGGCGUUCCGACAAUGUACCAAACCAUAAAUCAAUAUGAAAGUGGGAAAGGGAGCUCAAUCGGUGAUAUUCCAUCUACCGGUGAAGCUGUAUAUUAUACUUCUCCCGAACCUCUUAUAUCCUCCAGUACUCAGUUUCCAAAUAUGGGAAACGAUAAUCAACCCCACAAUUCACCAAUGCUUUCUGCUCACCUUAGUGCUAAUGAAGCUAGUAAAGAAAAAUUGUCUUCUCUGCCAAUAAAUCUGCAAAAUUCGCCCUCGGUAAAACCGGAAAACCAUCGACAGGUUCAAAAACAGCCGACUUCCGCCCCUCCACUCAGUAAUAUUUCUAGCACUCCGGUGGAUUUUACAUCAACUGCUGCAGGAAGCAAUACAACCCCUUCAAGUGUAAUAAACUCAUCUAGCGCAAACACCAGUGGAAUUUCAAACCCCUCUUUAGUGCUCUCCUCAGACAGUCUUUUGGCUCUAACUCGUUCAAACAGCUGUCUCAAUCAUAAUUCACAAUCAGGUGGAUCCAGCUCGGCGAAUUCCAUUAAUUCACCGACUAUUCCAACAACGACGACAGGCCAUUUUGUGGACACCCAUCAGCAUACAUCUCCUCAGCCAAUUACCUCAACUGCGAUGCAACAAUUUCAUCACCAGCAACAGAAUAAUUCUAGCAGUGCCGCCUCAGCUACCUCAAUAAUUUGCUCCACUCCAACUCGCAGAAGACACAGAACAACUUUCAGCCAAGAACAGCUAGAUGAAUUGGAAUCAGCUUUCCGCAGAUCUCACUAUCCGGAUAUAUACUGCCGAGAAGAUCUCGCGAAAACAACAAAGCUUCAGGAGGCUCGGAUUCAGGUAUGGUUCCAAAAUCGUAGAGCAAAGCAUCGGAAGCAGGAAAAGCAACAGAGAGCUCAGCAACAGCAGCAAGCUCACGCUUUGGUUCUUCAGCAUCAACAGCACAAUAAUCACCUUUCUCAACAUAAUCACCAUCAUCAACAACAUCAUCAAGGCCAACAGCAUGCUAUGCAGCACCCCUUCACCACAUCCAGUUACCACCAACUCGGUGCUGUUCUAGAGAGCCAGGUCGGUAUGUACCGCUCUGCAACCGGUGGGUACGGCGCUCCGAAUCCAUCAGUCAUAUAUCCCUUCAACUACUCUCAAACUGCCGGUUUUGUUGAGUCCCUUCCCGCAGCUUCUCUCUUUGGGAAUAUUGACAGGAAGAUGGAGAAUAAUCUCGAAGAAACUAGCGGAAAAAGAGAACCUCCGGGAGAUAACCAGACAUUGUCUCCCAAAGGUACAAUGGUAAUCAAGAAGGAGAGUGUUCUUUUAGAAAACGGUCAAGUAAGACAGUUGGAUCAGAAUGAAGAUCAGGAAGAAGGUUGUGGAAGCGAGGAAGAUGAUGGUGAUAACGACGACGACUGUGAACCGACGUCUCCCAAGGUUGCUCGACUUGACAGCUGGUCCCCAGGGCAGGAUAAGAAUGAUAGUGGUUUGGGGGAAGUUAAACCUGUAACGACGCCUCUGUCUCUUCAGCAAACACAUCAACAACAGAAUGAAGUCCAGUCGGACUACAUGGUUCCAACAUCGCAGUGCUUUGCCCCUAAUACACUCAAUGAAAUACCAGCAGCUCAAAUGAUUUCCUACCAAAUUUAUGGCCAGUUUCCCUCGCAAUAUCAUCAGCAUUUGGGCCAACAACAAUCUCAACAAUCUCAUACACCCAGCCAUCACCAAAGCUACACGUCUUUAGUUAAUGAUAAUAAUGGCGAUGUUGGAAGUAAUGGAGGAAAUGGUCCUUCCAUACAAUUUCCUCCACCUCCUCCAAGCCAUGAGAACCCCCUGCCUUCGGUCAAAGGUCAAACAAUAUCAGCCAUGGCAAGCCAAUGGCAAAAUGUGACAUCAGCUGAUCCGACAGAAUGGUUACUCCAUGCCAACGGGACAGCAAUGCCAAUUCAAACGGCAGCGGCGGCAGUCGCGUAUGGAGCCCCUAUGGGAGGGACUUUUCUACAUCCCCACAUUUAG
Messenger RNA from Rodentolepis nana, 2037 nucleotides. The record is from the annotation of a GenBank genome assembly. Lineage: Eukaryota; Metazoa; Platyhelminthes; Cestoda; Cyclophyllidea; Hymenolepididae.